AAAUAAAAGAAGAGAGCAUAGGAGCCAACCAACCGUCACCCAACUAAACUCCAAAAAUUCCCCCACGAUUUCCAAGAAUGACUUGACGUUUUUAACUCUUCACUCACUCUCACACUCUUGCUUUCCAGGACUACGUCCUGACUCGGGCCCGGAAUGGACCCUUCCACCCGCCACCACCGCCAGGCUCGCCGCCGAUCAUGGUGUUGCUCUUUCACGGCGCCGCCUCCUAGCCCCGAAAACCUCUCUCUUUCUCACCUUAAAUCCUUUCCCUCCAACAAGUCGGAAAUCCUCUUCAAACCCAGAGCCAACUCCGUCCCUAACUCGCCCCAGAACUCCAAAUCUGGUCUGGGCCUCAAAGGGCGGACCCGGAUCGACGCCCGCCGGAUCUUGUCCCCGGGUCGAGUGUCCCCAAUAGACUCCGAUUCCACCGUCCUUUCCGUCCAAGAAGAAAUCCCCGCGCCAGUCGAUUCCUCAACAUCUCUUCCCAAAGCCCAAAGCUUCCGGGCCCCAGCGGCGAGCUCGUCCCCAAGCUCCCGAAGUGCCGAGAAUGACGCUGUAUUUGACGUGAGGUUGAACUUGCGUGGGAAGAGAGGUGGGUGCCUCGUCUUGGAGCUGAACUCGGAGGUCCUAAGCUCGAGUUCGGAUUUAUUCGCUGGCUUGAUCAGUGAAUAUAGGAGGAAUUCGAGCGGCUCGUCUUCGAGGCGGAAGGUGUGUAGAAUUGAGGUGCCGGAUGUGGAGAAUCUCAGGGUGUUUAGGGAGACCGUCGAGCUGAUGUUCGAGGACGAUAUUCCAAAGCGGCUCUUGAAGAUCGGUGUGUAUCGGUGCAUCGAUAUACUCGAGGUAUCAGCAGGUAUCAUGUUCACCAAGGGGAUUUUGUCCUGUUUAAAGUACCUUGAGGCUGUUCCUUGGACCGAGGAAGAAGAGGAAAAACUGAGGAUCCUGUUUACAAGAUUUAAGUUUGAUGAUGCAACAACCAGAGAUAUUUUAUCCAGACUGUAUGCUCAUGGCUCGGUAGAUUCCCAUCAACAUUUAGUGAGACAGCUUGUUUUGUCUAUCACCAGUUGUACCGAUGCCAAUGCUAGGAACGAGCUGAAGUCAUUAGUCAAGGGUCUCCUGUGUAGAAGUUCAGUCUAUGAGGACCAAUCUGACCUCAAUAAGGAAGACCUUUACGUUGCUUGCCAGUCAUGUCUGAGUUCACUUUUCAGCUUGUUUGAGGAGGCCUCUGGUACUAUCUCCCAUGAGAGAUUGUCAGAGAAGGAAAAGGAUAGGCCGUUGAUUGAACGCAUCUCAAGACAAGUAGAUAACAUCAAUUGGUUGCUAGAAAUCCUGUUUGAUAGGCAAAUGGCUGAGGAGUUUGUGGAUAUGUGGGCAGAUCAAGGAAAGCUGCUUAUAAUGCACGAGAAUUCAUCUCCAAUGGUCAGGUACGAGCUCAGCAGGGUUUCAGCCCUUCUAUUCAUUGCCAUUGGGACCAGAAAACUGCACUGCCGUUCAGAAUCGAGAUCCAGACUUCUCCUGGCAUGGUUUGGGCCUAUGAUGCUGGACUUUGGUUGGCUGCAGAGAUGCAGAAAAGGGCUCGACGUGAAGGCAUUGGAGGAAGCAAUGGGUCAGACGCUCCUUACUCUUCCUUUGAAGCAGCAGUAUGUGCUGUUUAUGGAAUGGUUUCAGUGUUUCUCCCAGCAUGGCACUGAAUGCCCUAAUCUAAGCAAAGCCUUCCAGAUUUGGUGGCGACGCUCAUUCCUAAGAGGCUCAGAAACUCAUGCAAUUGAAUCCAGGUAACAGGCAACAAUUCCUGAUUCCUCUAUCAUUCACUCGUGUGUGGUAUUGCAGUAGAAGUGUAGGUGUGAGAUAUUUGGAGAAACAUCUGGGAGUCAAUAAUAUCUAGAUCAACUGUGUAGAUUUGUUGUAACAGCUCUAAGUGCAUAAUAUCUAAGUGCAUAAAUUGGAAUCUCAAUAAUUUCUAUGA
This is a messenger RNA of Juglans microcarpa x Juglans regia, 1963 nucleotides long. RefSeq names its product BTB/POZ domain-containing protein At2g13690-like. The record is from RefSeq and is a predicted model, not a curated record. NCBI's taxonomy places the organism in Eukaryota, Viridiplantae, Streptophyta, Magnoliopsida, Fagales, Juglandaceae. The coding region runs from base 154 to 1776 and encodes 540 amino acids. The transcript is spliced from 2 exons.